Molecule: messenger RNA, 228 nt
Organism: Chlorella variabilis
Lineage: Eukaryota; Viridiplantae; Chlorophyta; Trebouxiophyceae; Chlorellales; Chlorellaceae
Exons: 3
Biological process (GO): transcription by RNA polymerase II; transcription by RNA polymerase I; tRNA transcription by RNA polymerase III
Cellular component (GO): RNA polymerase III complex; RNA polymerase II, core complex; RNA polymerase I complex
Molecular function (GO): zinc ion binding; DNA binding; DNA-directed RNA polymerase activity
Source: RefSeq, a predicted model, not a curated record
AGGUGCUUUACAUGUGGUAAAGUGAUCGGAAACAAGUGGGAGACAUACCUAGACUUGCUGCAGGCGGAGUAUUCAGAAGGGGAUGCAAUGGACGCGCUGGGCUUGAACCGCUACUGCUGUCGACGAAUGGUCAUGACGCACGUGGAUCUGAUUGAGAAGCUGCUUAACUACAAUACACUGGAGCGGCAGCCAGCGCAGGGCCAGCAGCAGCAGCACAACCUGAGCUGA